AUGGCGACCGUGAAAUGCUCGGCACCUCCCUUCUCCAUCCAGCUCCUCGGGCAACACGCCGUCGCGGGCCAAGGCGAGCACGACCGGCUCCUGACGCUGUUGCCCGCACUAUAUCGCAAAGAGUCUGGUGACUUGGCCGCUGUCGGCCAGCAUGUCAUGGCCUGUGUCGAGGAAGAGCUCGACCUGCGGAGGCUCGCUAGCAUCCACGGCUGGCUCUGGGUCGCGGGUCUGCCCUUGCCGCCGCGUGCUCUGCACCAUCAGCUCUUGCUAGGGCGGGAGAUAUUCGUCACGGAGCGGAUGGACAUGCACCUCGUCUGGACAGCCGGCAGGAUAUUUCUCAAGCCGAUCCCCCGCUUCCUCCUGGACCGAGCCUUCUGGGCUCAAUACCUCUGCUGCGGCAAAUGCCGGUGCUCACCUGACACGAGCAGUGCCACCCAGACGGAAUGCAGGCUUCCAGGCCUCCGCCAACGGGCGCUUGGCUUCCUUUUCUCCUACGCCGCGCUCCUUUUGCACGAAAGCGAUUUCCGUAUCGCCCAAGACAAGCAUCUAGUGCCGCCAGAAGUGACAUGGUACGGAUGGCGGAUGCUCGUCGGGCAGCUGGACACUGAACAUAUCUACCCCCGCAUCGACCCGCGUUUCGUCCACGGUGAGCUACGUCUGAGUCGUCUAAACAAGAUAUACGCCCUGGCACGGACGCCGAUGCGCGGGUACAUAGCUCGAUGGGAUCGGUAUGGCGCCUUCUUCCACGACCACUUUGCUUGGCUGGCCAGCGCGACAGUGUAUAUCGCCAUUGUCCUGACUGCCAUGCAGGUCGGGCUGGCGACCGAAUCCCUCGGCCACAAUGAUGCGUUCCAGUCUGCGGCAUACGGUUUCACGGUGUUUUCCAUCCUCGGGCCGCUCACAGCCGCCUCAGUCAUUAUACUUCGAUUCUCUGGCAUCUUUACCUGGAACUGGGUAAAGGCUGUCCAUCGUAAAAGGACACGUUACUCCAAGCUGCGCCUCACAUCAGUUUAA
Molecule: messenger RNA, 1014 nt
Organism: Cordyceps fumosorosea ARSEF 2679
Lineage: Eukaryota; Fungi; Ascomycota; Sordariomycetes; Hypocreales; Cordycipitaceae
Exons: 2
Coding region: 1-1014 (337 amino acids)
Source: RefSeq, a predicted model, not a curated record